Williopsis jadinii is the source of this 3450-nucleotide messenger RNA. It is a transcript of the gene RTC1, whose product is annotated as Rtc1p. The record is from RefSeq and is a predicted model, not a curated record. Gene Ontology annotation, molecular function: protein binding. The transcript has a single exon. Bases 186 to 3080 code for a protein of 964 amino acids. Gene Ontology annotation, biological process: positive regulation of TOR signaling. NCBI's taxonomy places the organism in Eukaryota, Fungi, Ascomycota, Saccharomycetes, Phaffomycetales, Wickerhamomycetaceae.
CGAGGGUGGUCGGAAGCGGUGUCUGGGUGACUAGGUGUCUGGAUGACUAGGUGUCUGGGUGUUGUGCCUACGUAAGCACUUGCAGCUCACCCUUCGUUACAGCACAGUUGAUGGAGGCAGUACAACACCACACGACUCGCUGACGGCCCGUUCACCACCUGUUUCUACCGCUGGAUCUGACUCUGAUGUCGUGGGAUAAAGGAACAGAUCAGCAGGUGUCUCCUUAUACAGGGAGGCCAUCCAAUUCGCUGGCAAGACUGGCGUUCAACAUCUAUGGAACGUCUGGUGGAACAACACCAUCGGGCAUCUCGAGGACUCCGUCCUACCAUAACCGGCAGUCGUCGCCUCCAAACGCCACGCCCCCUAAAGGUGUCUCGCCUGUGUAUGACGUCGGUGCCAAUGACAUCACCACUGUUAGGUACAAGUCGAACUCUGAGCUCAUUGGCCUCUGUAAGCUGAACACGGACUCUGAUCAUGUGGUAAUGGCUGGUAAGACUACGCUUCAGAUCUACAGGGUUGGCACCACCGUCGUGCCAAUUGAUGAACUGUUGACCAACAGCUUCUACAUGAAGAAUAAGAAAGCGUUUGGUACCAUACUGGACGUUAAGUGCGGGCAUCGUAACUAUAACAAGUACGUCGCAGCAAGUACGACAACUGGAAGCAUUCUCAUCUUCAACACCACUGCAAAGAGUAACAAGCUGCUAUUCAAGUACUCGGAUCAAACUAGGGCGAUCAAUACACUGUCAUUCUCCCAGUUGGACCCCCAUCUGCUAUUGUCGGGAUCGCAAGACGGUGCAGUGAAGCUUUGGGACUUGCGUGCCUCAAAGGGCAAACCAACCCUCACCAUACAGCCAGGUUCUGAUGCCGUUAGAUCAAUACAGUUCUCACCAUUCCAUAACAAGAAGUUUGCUGCAAUAUCUGAUUCCGGUGUUAUCCUGAAAUGGGACCUGAGGUUGCCAACACAAUUUGAAAAGAAGUUAAAUGCCCAUACAGGACCUGGCUUAUGUAUAGAAUGGCAUCCUGAGUUUGAUUACCUCGUGAGUGCCGGCAGGGAUAAGCAAGUUCAAAUUUGGAACAUGAACAGUGAUACCAGAGUCCCAGAACAUGUCAUUUACUCUGCGAACCCGGUCAGCAAGGUCACCUGGAGACCAACGGUAUCCAAUAGCAUAACAGGCGCAGAAGUUGCAAUGAGUUUCCUGAAUAAUGAUAUGGCUGUCCAAAUCUACUCUUUGAAACGGAAGUAUAUCCCACUGUACACCAUUGAAUCACACACUGCUCAGAUAACUGGACUUUCGUUUAAGGAUGAGAGAUUUCUCAUGACAUGUUCAAAGGACAAGUUCUUUUGCAAGGAAGAUCUGGCCUUGUACCCACAUACAAUCGAUAACUUAUCUCUGACAUCGGUAUCUUGGACUCCUAAUAAUGAUAUCAUGUUCAUAGAUCAACAGAAGAAGAAAUUCGAAACUGAUAGGGAGUCGGAUACUCAACAAUCAGGAGUUUCAUACCCUCAGCCUUCAACAUCACCUUCUUCGAAUCCAUCAGCACUGACCAACACACCUUAUAUGUCGUACAACACAUCACCGAGACCAGGAAUGUCACGGAGCAGUAGUGUAAGACCAUCGCUAAUCCGUGGACAAAGUGGGAACUUAAACCUUCACCAUACGACUCCUGUGAUGAACCCUACUGCUAUUCCUGUGACAUUGCCUAUUAUGAAGAACAAGGACGCUUUGAAAUAUCUCGCAGAGAAUUACGUGAUUGACCCUAGUGAGGAUCUCGUUGCCAGUUGUGUUAAAAAUGCAGCAACUGCUAGUGAAGUUGGAAAUUACAGAGAUGCCCAGACGUGGAAUGUCAUCAAAGAAAGCUUGCUUUGGGAAAGACAACUUGAUCAGGAAUUGAUAUACGAUGUGCCUGAAGUAGUCCAUGGUGAUGGUGAAAGUCUACACUCUGAUCUCACAAGUGAGAAGUAUCAGUACUCAACAUCAGCAUCGACGAAUUAUGGUAAGAGUCCAAGUCUCUCUGAUCUCUCAGAGUUCAACUCACUGAACUCGAAAGAACACCAUUUCGUUACAAGAGAGCAUCGCUUAUCAAUAAUCAAAAGUAUCAAGAGUAAGUCUUCAAUAACAGAUAUCCAAGAGUCCGAGUCUGAGGACCCGGAUCAUGGCAAGACGGUCACCAGAGAGGAUGUUCUGAGAUGGGCUGAUACGCUCAAAACGAAGCCAUCUGAUACAGCAGCAUCUGGCGAUGAUACACUAAACAAGGAUGAGAAUGAAGUUGCGGUGGAAUUUACAGAGGCUGCUACCAAACCUGUUGCGUUACAUCAUCGUAAAAGGUCUAUAAGAGAGUCUAUGUUGGAUAUUGCUGACUCUAACUCUGCCCAAUCUCGCUCGCCAACCUACUCUUUGAUGUCAUCUAUGAGUGCAGCUUCCAUUAAGCCACUAAAUGCACCAUUGGCUCCUAUCCUGAGUAAGCAAUCUCUGAGUAAGCAGAAUUCACAUAUGUCAGAACUCACCAAGCAACUCACAGGCCAAAAGACAGAUCAUGAGAAGGUGACUGUAGGUGGUAGGUUGCUUCCACCUUUCGUGCCUCGUCAAAUGAUCCGCAAAUCAGUCGAGUUCAGCUCUGGCCAAGGUGAUUUGAUCAUGAGUUGUACUCUGUUACUUCUCUUUAACGAUAGAUACAAGAUUCUUCCAGAAGUGAUGAUGAAGAAUAGCCUAUUUGAAUAUUUACAAUUCUUACAAAGGAUGACGUUUUGGGUACCAUUGGCUAACAUCCUACAGAUCACAGAGUACGAUGAGUUCAAACAAAUGUCAUCUAAUUCAACAACGGUACGGCGUUUCUGUUCUAAAUGUGGUGUCUUGGUUGUCAAUGAAAAGACUAAAGAGAAAUAUCUGAAGGACGAUCAGGUGAACUUUGGUGCGUGGUUCUGCGAGCAAUGUGGAUGCAGAAGUAAGUGUAUCUAUUGUAACGAGCCAUUGAAGGGACUUAACAUCUUCAGGCUGAAAUGUGGACACAAUGGUCAUUUUGGAUGCUUCAAAUCAUGGAUGUUCGACGAAGGAAUGAGCUGCUGUCCCGGUGGCUGUUAGUGCUCGACUGGUGGGAUACUCUUUAUGAAAUCAUGAACAAUGUUCCAGUACGAAGGAUAUACAACUGUAUCGUUAUGGUGAGCUCCGUCAAACACCGUGCGAGAUUUAACUGUAGCAGGUGAAAGUUCGUAGAGUCUCGCCAUGUGGUCUGGAGGCACGAUCUCGUCCUUCUCUGCGCAUAGAAAGAUCAUCUCAACCUCUGGAGAUACUUUCAAGAUGUCGUGCUCCGAGUCCCAUACCUGGUGACAAAGAAAUGUAAAAUUCCUCAAGAAGGGGAAGAUAUGAGGAAUCGCCUUGCGUAUACUCAAGAAUGUAUUCUCUAGCACGACGGCCUUCACUGGAACAUAGUUCUUGGAGGCGAUGUAGAUGG